AUUCCUUCAUUCCUCUUUUGCUUCCUUUUCUAGCUGUAAUUUCUACACUGGAAAUAUCUGUUCUGUUGAUGUAUUAAUGAGUAACUCGUUUACUUCCAGCUUUUAUUUUUUCUGUAUAGAGUCUGUUCUUCCUGCACAACAGAUUCUUAGAAAUUCAUUUAUUUCUGUCUUCUGUUGACCGGAAAUGUCUUUCUGUGGUCAGUUCAGAAUAAAGCAUGUGUGCUGGUGUGCUGGACACACACACACACACACACACACACACACACACACACACACCCUGACUGCACUGCUACCGUGACAGAUUAAAAGGUCAGACUUUGUGGUGUAAAGAUGGCCAGCGCUCCUGUAUCUGUCUCUAAAGUGGGAAGUGGCUACACCGUCUUCACUCAAGUUAUUCCCUCAUCUACAGCCCCGACUACAGCAGAGCAAAAUUCCACUCAGACACUCGGCCCACUGAGCAAGUUCCUGAAAGGAGAACCCAAAGCUCUGGGGACUGUCCAAAUAUUAAAUGGUUUAUGGAUGAUUGUGAUGAGUAUCUUGUCCUUCCCCAACUACUUAUACUUACUCUGGGGCCCUUUGAUUCAAAUCUUGGCCGGUUCUCUGAAUGUUUCAGCGAGCAGAAAAAUGAAUCCCUGUGUGGUGAAGGCUGCUCUGACUCUGAACAUCCUCGGUGCCAUAACGACUGGAAUCAGCAUCGUCUUCAUCUGUUUGCCGUUUGAGAGAUUCGUCUUUUCAGGAUAUUUCUACAUUAGAUGGAUCGUCCCAGAUGUCAUUUUACUAGCUUUCUCUUUGCUCCAGUUGGCCAUCUCCAUCUCCCUCUCUGUUUUUGCCUGUAAAGCCACAUGCUUAAAGGAACCUGUUGGGAUCAGUACAUUAAACAUCGCUGCCAUGAACCAGACACCUGCAGGAAGUCCUCCAACAUAUAGCAAUGUAAGCGACCAAUUAGAAGACAGAAAUUACUUUUAGAAAAUAAGGAAGUACCAUUAAAGUGUUCAUUAAUCCCACUAGGGCUCUGAAUAACACACUGACUAUCUGUUUGUUUUUUACUUUCCUAUUUCCAUCAUGACUAUACAAACCAGCAACAUUUUUUAUAUAUAUUUAUUUUACAUUAUAUUCUGUUGUUACAGCUGUUAGUGAUCAGUCAGUUCCUUCUGGAAAAAAUCUAUAAAAUGCUCCUACAUUCAUUAGUUAAUCAUGAGUAAAUAAUUAAUCAUUUACAAAGCAUUGCUUCUAUAGUAAUAGUCAUAAUGUCAUUAUAAACGAUUAAUUCUUGAUCAAAAAGCAUAAAUCAUGUGCUUAGUAAUUACAUUUACAUAUUUUAAUAAUGAUCAAUAUACAUUUUUAAAAUAAGCAAUAAAUUAGUGUCAGUGGUUCAUGAGAUCAUUUAGAAAGUGUUAGCAAUUAUUUAAAUGGAGUUACCGAGUGUUGAUAAAUGCUUUAUAAAUAUGUUUGUAGGAGCUAUUUGUGUAUUUUUGUUUGUGUAAUGUUAAAAUUAAGUAGUUUAUUUUUUGGACUUUUGUGUUAAUCUUUUAUGUUAAUUAGAAUGUGCUUACUUUUCUUAGUAAUCGUCUAAUGUGAUUGAUUUGGCACUUAAUAUUUCUUUUCUAUUGGGUUAUGCUAUGUGCACCUAGGGAAUAAAAGGGCUUCAGUUGUGGCAGCCCAGAAUGCACCUGGGUGGGCCUGUGUUUUGUUUUUUAAACAGUUUUUUCAAACCAGUUGGGCACAAGGAGCAGAAGAAUCUAAAUUGUUUGUUUGCCUGCAAACCCUUUAAUAAAGCUCACCAAACGCA
This is a messenger RNA of Tachysurus fulvidraco (yellow catfish), 1789 nucleotides long. Its product is annotated as membrane-spanning 4-domains subfamily A member 15-like. The transcript is spliced from 7 exons. The coding region runs from base 331 to 966 and encodes 211 amino acids. Gene Ontology annotation, cellular component: membrane. The record is from RefSeq and is a predicted model, not a curated record. Lineage: Eukaryota; Metazoa; Chordata; Actinopteri; Siluriformes; Bagridae.